ACCAGCUGGUACCACGGAGCUACUCAUCCUCCUCGAGACUUCAUUUGUUGCUGCCUCUGAAAUCGGGACAUGGAACUGAAAUUGAAGAGCAAACCUGUGCACGUUCUCUUCGGAUGCAUCUUCGCCUUUUCUGCUCUUGGCUCGGCCGAAAGACUGUGCACGGUGCCUCCAGGCCCGGUGACAAUCUCAGAAAACAACACAGCAGAAAUCCAGGUGGUCAAAAUAAUCUCCAGCAGCGAUGUGGAGCUCACGGUCACAGUGAACCCCGAAGAUCUGUUUUACCUGAGAGGAAAUGUCCUGCUGGUGAAGAAAGGCCUGGAUUAUGAGUCUUUGUCCAGCGCGGCUCUGGUGGUGUGGGUGCAGUGCAGCCGAGAAGGCUCCACGUCUGUGAACGAGUCAGUGGAGGUCUUGGUUGAAAAUGUGAACGACAACCCUCCAAAUUUUGCUCAAAACCACUACGUGCUCGACGUGAACGAGCUCACACCAGUCAACUCCAGCGUGGGAUUGAUCGAAGCCACAGACAUCGACUCGGAGCCGCUCUACUAUCGCCUGGAGUCUGCCACGGACAAAUAUUUCCGCCUGGAGAACAUAAACACUCCAAAAAUACUGGUGAAAAGCAUCUUGGACUACGAUGUUGUGCAGAAGAUCUCUCUGGUAUUACAUGUCCAGGACACGUUCAACGGCUCAGCCUCCAACGAGCCCUUCUUCACCGCGGUGGCCACCAUCACCGUGCAGGUGAAGGACGUGGAUAACCGCCCGCCGUGGUUUCAGCCGUGUCUCAGGACGAGUCUGGGGAUCGCCAAGCUGUGUGUGAGCACCGGUUACAAGGGCAAAGUCAACCUCACCGAGAAGGAGGAAGGCCCGCUGGUUCUGGAGCCUGGUCCAGUAUUCGCCAAGGAUGGAGACAAGAACAGGAGCGAGCAGAUCAGCUACAGAAUACUGAGAGGAAAUGAGGGAAACAUAUUUCAGAUUGAUGAGGAAACAGGAAACAUCACCAUGACUAAAGCUGCUGAUAUCGUGGGGCCCAUAACUCUCACUGUUCUGGCAUCACAGGUGAUGAACAGAGACCAGUUUGCAGUGACCCAGGUGACCAUCGAGGUGAUGAAGAAGAGCAGGAACCCUCCUCGUUUCGAGAAGGAGCGAUACGAAGGCUUCAUCUACAGCAACUCCGUGCCUGAGAGCAUGAUCCUGCGAGACCGAAGCACCAACCGGCCCUUCAGGGUUCGAGCCCGGGACGAGGACUUCGCCAGCGGCGUGAAUCCAGAUGUGAAGUACGAGGUUCAGUACAGCAGCUACGUCAACGUGACCUCUGAUGGUUUCGUGAUCCUGAAGCGAGUGGUGAAGACGGAGUCCUUCGCUCUGCAGCUUCGAGCCGUGGACGCCACGACGGGGGAGUCAGGAACCGCGGCGCUCUCAGUUCAGGUCAUACCUGCUGUUGCCACCCCGUCCGACUCCGGCGCCGGCUACCGGCCGGGCGACAUGGCGCUUCUGGGCCUGAUCAUGGCCGCCCUGCUGGUCCUUUGCUUCAUCGUCAUCGGCUUCCUCAUUUCCCGCUUGUACAAAGGGAACGCGAGCAUGGACAAAAUCUGUGGGUGUCUGGGUCCCUGCCUGGGGUCCGGCCAGCCCCGGACCGGCCACCGGGACUCCCUGCAGUACACCAACGACGGCUUUCAGAACGAGGGAGACGCGAGUCGCGGCGGCAGGCGCUGGAACAACGUCGUCCCCAGGCGCAGCACCUUCCCUCAGCCGCGGGGCCGGAUCCUCCCCCUGGACAAGCGGAGCCGCCACUGCUCCUCCUGCGGCGUCUACACCAACCACGUCCCCAAGGGGAGCCCGUCCGCCAGGCCGUCCAGCAGGGGCCGGGGGGACGGGGACGAGUACGACGCCCGGUCCAUCCUCGCCAAGCAGCGGCGGCGGGAAGGCCAGAAGACGGUGUGGUUCAAGGAGAGCGAGGACUCCUCGGACAUCGAGGUGGAGAUCAUCCCCGACACCGUGGGCCGGGUGGAGGAGGAGACCGAGGAGGAGCUGGAGGGGGAGGUGGAGAUGGAGGGGGUCGUGAGAGACCCCGCCGCCCCGCUGAGGGAGAGCAAGGGCGAACAGGAGAGCCAGAGCUCUGAGCUCGGCAAGGAUCAGGACGCUGGAAAUACCAACUGUAAAGAGGAGAAGGGGAACCAGGAGGAGCACUGAGGACGACUGAGCUGUUGGUUUUUCUCCUCUCUUCUUUGUUUGUGGAGCCUGUGGCGGGGGCCUCGGCUGUCCUGGAGGUCUCCGAGCAGCAGCUCCCGCUCAAGAACUGAUUCAAGGAUCCACAAAGUAUUUAUAUAUAUCUUCUACUGUGAGCAUCAGUGUUAAUAACUGCGUACAAACUGUCGACUGGUCACUCAAGAUGGCCGUGUAAAUACUCAGAGAUAAGAUUCUGGUUUAACAUUUUUACCGAGGCGGCCUGUUCUCACAGUUUCGGUCAUUUCUCUUUAUGUUAAAGUGACUGCUGAGAUGACAGCUACUUUGUAAGUUCAACCAGGCAGGAAGCACUAAAGUCCUGUUUCAGGCGUUCAGACCUGUUCGUUCAGUGAUUCAGUGCUUUCACUUCUGUAAUCCAACACAUUUUUUAAAAGGCUUAAACAGCAGAUGAAGGUUAAAGCACGUGAAUCCUACAUGGUGGCUUUUCCUUUUUUGUACGAACUAAAAUCUAUGACAACAAUUUGACUAAUGUAGCUUUGAAUACCUUUUGGGUCCAUUAAUUGAU
This is a messenger RNA of Salarias fasciatus (jewelled blenny), 2746 nucleotides long. It is a transcript of the gene cdhr5a, whose product is annotated as cadherin-related family member 5a. Lineage: Eukaryota; Metazoa; Chordata; Actinopteri; Blenniiformes; Blenniidae. The record is from RefSeq and is a predicted model, not a curated record. Bases 70 to 2187 code for a protein of 705 amino acids. The transcript has 14 exons. Gene Ontology annotation, molecular function: beta-catenin binding; cadherin binding; calcium ion binding. Gene Ontology annotation, cellular component: membrane; catenin complex; adherens junction. Gene Ontology annotation, biological process: multicellular organism development; cell migration; adherens junction organization.